CGCAGAGACAGUCGCUCUUUAAUGCACUUGCAUCGUCAACUCAUUCUCUCAUGCCUGAUUGGCAUUAGCGUCCUGCUGUUAUUUAAAUCCUCUUUCAACCAUCUCUUCGUGUUUGCCACCGCCCCGGGGGCUGCAAUCAUGUCCAAGGUCGUUCUCAACCCUCUCACGGCAGACACCGAGUAUCUACAGACCCUCUUGCAAGAAGGCAGGAUCGGCAGCACUGCCCUUGUUGAGGAAUACGUUGGACAAAUAGCCAGGCAUGAUCACUAUCUCCAUGCAAUGAUUCACGUCGGGCCACUACCUUAACUGAGGUCCAUUGCGGAGGCUUUGGAUCUGGAACGAAAGGACGGCCACCUAAGAGGCCCUUUGCAUGGCAUUCCGAUCAUUGUCAAGGACAACAUCGCUAACCAUCCUGACCUUGGUAUGCGGACUACCGCCGGCAGUCUAGCACUUUUCGAUUCGAGGCCCACCAGAAACGCCAAAAUCGUCGAUAUGCUUAUACAAGCCGGUGCAAUGGUUCUCGGCCAAGCCAAUCUCAGCGAACCCUCGAACUAUAGAGGCAUCAUGAUGCUCAUCGGCUGGUCCGCGGUCGGAGGACAAGCGCAGUCAGCCUAUGUUCGCGGUUGCCUAGAUCCCAGAGACAAAGUUGGGCACAGCAGUCCAUCCGGAUCGUCAACGGGAUCUGCCGUAGCUGUGUCAGCGGGCUACGCUCCCAUCUCGAUAGGGACCGAGACUGACGGCUCUCUGACCUGUCCCACUGGACGAGCUGCACUCUACAUCCUCAAACCAACUAUCGGUCUCGUACCUCAGGCCGGAAUCGUCCCUGUCUCGAAGAAUUUCGAUUCCGCUGGCCCGUUGACCAAGACUGUAUACGACCUUGCUGUCCUUCUCGACGCCAUAUCAGAAAAUAAGGGUGGCGAGAGCUUUACCUCGUACCUUACUGCUUCGUGGGAUGGGAUUUCGGUUGCAACCGUCGAUCCCGAGGUCUGGAAGUUUCCCGACUGCUUCAUAAAACCAGUUCCAGAAGCGACAGAACAUAUUAUAAGCUCUCUCUCAAACCGGGAAAUCUGUGAUGCUUAUCGGAAAAUCAAGACUCUGGCUAAACACGUAGCUGAUGAUGUCCCUCUAAUCACGAAAGAUAAGAUUACGCUGGGCGGAGAAGACAGUGAGAUGGUGAUCACACGUGCCGAUCUGAAGGCCGAGUUGAAUCACUAUCUACGGGAACUUGAAGAAAGCACCUUCCGAAGUCUUCCUCAACUGAUCGAGUUCAACUUCAAACAUGCAGAGCGAGAGCUUCCGCCAGACCACGAUAAUCAGGACUUCCUGCUCGCUACCGAAGACCAGCACAUAUCAGAGGAGCAAUAUUGCGCACAUUUUGACAACAUGCCAUAUCGCUCACGAGACAAGGGCGUCGAUUUCAUACUCGAAAAACACAACGUGGACGUGAUCAUCGGCCCCAGUGACGACUUUCUGUCCUCCAUCGCGGCAUGCGCUGGCUAUCCCAUCGCACAGGCGCCGCUUUCAUACCUUGAAUAUAACGAAAGGCCGUUUGGUGUCUCUAUCCUUGCCAAGGCUGGUCAGGAUGCUUUACUCGUCAAGGUGCUCAGUGCGUGGGAAGCCACUUUUCCGCGACGACGAUCGCCUCCGUUACUGGAAGGAGAGUAA
Molecule: messenger RNA, 1665 nt
Organism: Trematosphaeria pertusa
Lineage: Eukaryota; Fungi; Ascomycota; Dothideomycetes; Pleosporales; Trematosphaeriaceae
Product: amidase signature enzyme
Exons: 7
Coding region: 424-1665 (413 amino acids)
Source: RefSeq, a predicted model, not a curated record